This is a messenger RNA of Drosophila eugracilis, 2592 nucleotides long. RefSeq names its product proline-rich receptor-like protein kinase PERK10. Bases 72 to 1220 code for a protein of 382 amino acids. The record is from RefSeq and is a predicted model, not a curated record. Lineage: Eukaryota; Metazoa; Arthropoda; Insecta; Diptera; Drosophilidae. The transcript has 2 exons.
UUCAAAGUUUAAGUUUCGUUUAUAAGCUUUUUAUUUUGUUACAAUGGUUAGGUAUCGCAUAUUUUAAAUUUAUGUGCAAGCCUUUUUGCAUUCUACUGAAGUGCAAUAUCAUCAGUUCUCAGAUGAACGCUAAAACUAGGUUACAUCCAUCUAUAAUCAAAGUCAACCCCCAUUUUGCUCGUGUAUUGGCUCACCCGCUGCCAAAUGCGUGCACUUCCGUUUUGCUAGUCUUGGCCUUCUUCCUCUUUCUGAUGGAAGGAGGGAGGUAUAUAAGAGACUGCUCCGCCCAGAGGUUUCACAAUCCAGAGUCAGUCAUGGUAGGAUCAACUCGAGCGACGUUACUUGGUCUUCUUCUGCUGAUCCUGUGGAAUGGGCUAGACGGUCAGCAGCUGCCCCUCGCGCGUCCCCAAAGAUCCCUAUACGAAGCUCCGCUGGAGCACGUAGAUCACCUGCCCCCAUUAGGUUGGAAUAGUGUUGCCGGUGGGUUCGGAGCGGGCGAGUGGGCUUACAGCCCCGUUGGCCUAGGCCACAUGAGCAAGGAUGAGCUCCUGACCCUGCUGGAGGCCUGGAAAGAGGUCGAACAGGAAUCAGCGACGACAACAACAUCGCCUCCAGAGGAGACCACCACACGAAGGCCACCUCCUCCUCCACCGCCGCCUCCUCGACCGCGCCCAAUUCCAAUUCCCAUUCCAAUGCCAGCUCCGGCUCUACCACCGAUUCCCCAGUUGCCUUCCGGAACACCCAUUAGCGUCAGGCUCCCAGCCUUUGUGCCUAUACGCCUGGCUGCCGUUUUUACUCCGCCCGCUAGCGGAGUAAAUGAGGUAGGAGCUGGUGAUGUUGCCCCUGGAGGCGGAGAUGUUGGAGAAGAUGCAGUUGUUAGUGAUGACGUCCCACAUGACGAUUCCACUCCCCGCCUGUUUCGUUUCAUGCCCAUGCCUGUGGCUCGAACCAAUCCCCAGUCUCAUUCAAAUUCCCAGCCCAGGCAGCAGUUCGUGGUAAGAAAUACCCUGGACAGCGUAGAUGUGGGCACCGCUCCAGUCAGACAGCAGGUUAAACCGGAUAUCAAGCCCAAAGCAACUGCAACUUAUCCGGCCAUUACCAAGCUCUCGAGCCAACCAGCUCCCUUUUUCCGACCAAGAUUUGGUGUGCCUCCGCAUCUAAGCAACGCCCGCUUUGAACUGGUGCCUUCCUCCCAAAUCAUCGGCGACUGGCGGGAGUGAUCGUGCAGAUCAACUGCCUUAUUCCGCAAACCAAAAGAGAAGGUUUUCCUCGAUGAAACCGAGCCAAUUUCGAAGGAGGCUUUCUUACUAGACCAUCCCAUCACUGGCCCCUUAUAUUCGAUUGUAUAUUAUUUUUUGUACUCCCAAGUACAAUAUCAAAUUAGUCAUAGGUUAACAUUUCACUAAAGUCUGGAAGUCGAUUAAUACUAUUUUUUUUGUUAAUUUAAAUUUGUUUGUAUUUAAGUACACCAUCCGAGUAAACCAUUUUGGAAAGAGAACUGUAUUUAUAUUGACUUGGAAUGGAAAUCACAUCGAAUCCAAUCCUAUUUGUAAAUCUGAACGUUAAGUUCAAUCAUAUUGCCCUGCUCCUUCAAUCAAUAGUUUAUACAACAAUUCAAUUCCAUAUAACUUGAAAAGGUAAACAGAGCAUACAUUUUUGGCAAAAAAGUAAACCAUUUAAGAUUCAAGAAAUUUCCAUGAUGAGCAGCUACGAAUAUUUUAAAGAUCUUUGCGGUGUGGGCACUCCGCGUCCGAAUUUUCAGCGGCUGAUUCAUUACGCAGAGCCCAACGAAGAUGAUCAUAAGGGCAAUCGGGAGGUGCUUGGGUGGUAUAAGCGAAAACACAGCAUACGCACGGAGGACCCCUUUACCAGGACCCAGAAGACUGCACUCGACGUGGAGCUAAUGCGGAUACAGAAAAAGUACGCAGUGUCCGCCAGCCAACUGAUAAAAAUACUGCAGCGACUCGACCAAGCUGCUGAGCCGAGCGAAUGCGAUGGUGAUAGCUGUGCGACGUAUAUUGUCAAGGUUUUCGAACCACAGGUGAUGGGGAGUGUGGAUGUGAAAGAUGAUCAAGUAACGCUUGAGAUGGGCAAGGUCAAAAAAGUGAGGUUCAACAUGCUGAGUACACACAAUUAUGAAUCGGACGGUGAUAGCACUGCAACCUUUACCUGGAGCACGGUUAUGGAGCCACAGGCGAUGGGGGAAGAUCGCGAGGUGACGCCUCAGAUGACCAAAGGCAAGCUGUGUAGUGAAUCGGACGGCGAUAGCGGUGUAACCUUUAUCUGGAGCAAGAUUAUGCUGUCAAAGGUGGUAAGGGCUGGGGAUGAGAAUGAAGUGGUUUUUAGUCCCAGCCAGAGGUCCAUCAUAGAUACGGAUUCUAAAAGGACUAACGAGGUGUCCACAAAAGCGGGUUUAAUGGCCGCCUUUAACCGGCGACACAGGUUUUUCCAAAUCCUGGCUAGGCAGUCCAGGAGCCCGCCUUCAGUUGUGGCUUAGUUUAAGAAAAUCAUGUGAAUUAUUAAGUAAAUCAAAGUACAUGUGUAUACCUGGGAGUACAUCAUUUUUCUGGAUAUUAAAUUCGAGCAAUGCAA